AGCAGACGCCCAUUGUUGUGGAACGAAGGCUAUAUCUGCUCCAAGGGAUCACUAAGAUAAUGCAUUCGUUACAGGCAUAUCUUAUCGUUUCGAGCACCGUCCACAUUGACAAGUCACCAUGAAGCGCUUUCCCCUACUUUGGCUGAUCCAUGUGGCCGGAGCACUUUCCGAGCCCUUUCAAGCCCCUUUUCAAGUCCCUCCAAGCAGCACAACCCACAGCACAAUUGCGGCGACCGCCACAGGUGUCAUCAGUGACCCUUCGAAAGUUGCAAAUCAGACAUACGACUAUGUGAUUGCCGGAGGAGGUCUCACGGGUCUCACCAUCGCUGCUAAGCUCCUUGACCACCCGGAUAAGUUCAAUGUUCUCGUGAUUGAGAGCGGAUUCUAUGGAUCUGAAUAUGGUCCCAUCAUCGACGACCUGAACACAUAUGGUCAGAUAUUUGGCAGCAGCGUUGACCAUGCCUAUGAGACUAACCCCCAGAUUCACAAGCGGGUCGAGAUUGUCCGGUCGGGCAAUGGCCUCGGAGGUUCGACUCUUAUCAACGGCGGAACUUGGACUCGUCCACACGAAGACCAGGUCAAUUCCUGGGAAAAUGUCUUUGGAAACCAUGGCUGGAAUUGGAAAGGUCUGAAAAAGUACAUGGACGAGAUCGAAAAGCCUCGAGAUCCAAUGAAGGACUCAACUGUAACCCCAGGCCAUCUUCACUAUUAUGAACCGAGCUGCCAUAACUCUGAUCUUGACAAGGGUAAGGUAGAGGUUGGAGCGCGAGACCGAAAGACCAAAUGGUCGCCACUGAUCAAGGCCCUAAUGCACACAGCCCACGAAACGACAGGUGCACCCUACCAACUAGACCUCUGUUGCGGUCGCCCGCACGGCGUGUCCAUGUUCCUCAACACCCUGACCACAAAGCAGAUUCGCACGGAUGCUGAGCGGUCGUGGCUGGAGCCCGUGCUCAGGAACAAGGACUUAGAAGCCCGAAUUACUGUUCUGACUGGUCAGCUUGUGGGAAGAGUCAAUCUCGAGCAGGAUGGCUCGAAGUACAGAGCAAAGGGAGUCGAAUUCGGCACCCACAGCAAGGACGGCUGGAGGUUCAACGUCACGGCGAACCAGGAAGUUCUCCUUGCUGCUGGAUCAGCUAUCUCCCCUCUCAUUCUGCAAUGGUCUGGCAUUGGCCCUGCCAGUGUACUGGAGCAGCCUAAAGUCAAUAUCUCACAAAAGAUCGACCUCCCUGUUGGCCUCAAUCUGCAAGAUCAAACCACAACCUCCGUCGUCUCCCGAACCACUCCAGACGGCAAUGGGCAGGGCCAAGCAGCGUACUUCGCAACCUUCGCUGAGGUAUUCGGGGAGCAUUCGCAUUAUUUCGAGGCGAUGCUGAACGACAACGACACACUGCACAAAUGGGCCGCCGAUACCGUCGCCGGAGGCGGUUUCCACGACCAGUCUGCUCUCUUCCUCCAAUACGUCAAUUACCAGAAUUGGCUGCUUGGCAAGAACAACGUUUCCUAUGGGGAACUUUUCAUGGAUACCGACAACCAUAUCCACUUUGACCUAUGGAACUUGCUGCCCUUUGCACGGGGCUACGUCAAGAUCCUCGACAACGACCCCUACCUGCGUAGCUUCGAGUAUAACCCCCGCUAUUUCGAAAACGAGCUCGACCUCUACGGACAGGCUGCGAUGUCGAAGCUCGCGCGUAAUCUGACUCGCUCCGGAGAUAUGGGAAGCUACUACGGCGAAGAGACGUUGCCGGGGGCGCUGUUGUCUGAGAACGCGACUUUGGAAGACUGGGCACUCUAUGUGAAGCAGAACUUCCGCGCCAACUAUCACGGUAUUGGUACAUGCAGCAUGAUGAAGAAGGAACUUGGAGGUGUCGUCGAUGAAACUGCUAAGGUUUAUGGAGUCGACAACCUGCGCGUGGUUGAUGGCUCUAUUCCCCCUACCCAGGUGUCCUCGCACGUGAUGACGGUAUUCUAUGGUAUGGCCUCGAAGAUUAGUGAUGAAAUUGUGAAGGCCUAUGAGAAGAAGAAGAAGAAUAAGUAAGCGCAUAGAGCAGUAUUUCGCGGAAUUUGCUAACAUCAGGUUACAGAAAACCACCUCACAGCCAACCGCUGGCGUGGGCUGACUUGAGAUAAAUUCAAACGGCA
Molecule: messenger RNA, 2142 nt
Organism: Paecilomyces variotii
Lineage: Eukaryota; Fungi; Ascomycota; Eurotiomycetes; Eurotiales; Thermoascaceae
Exons: 1
Coding region: 119-2038 (639 amino acids)
Molecular function (GO): flavin adenine dinucleotide binding; oxidoreductase activity, acting on CH-OH group of donors
Source: RefSeq, a predicted model, not a curated record